Messenger RNA from Strongylus vulgaris, 471 nucleotides. The record is from the annotation of a GenBank genome assembly. NCBI's taxonomy places the organism in Eukaryota, Metazoa, Nematoda, Chromadorea, Rhabditida, Strongylidae.
AUGUGUCGCAUCCUCAUUCUAGUACUAUACUCGGUAAUUAGUUGUUAUGCUAUCGAAUGCUCAUGGGAUAGCAGUUCGUAUUUCGGAGAUAUUGUUGCAAAUGCUCCAAAAGACAUCAUUGCAGCACUGAAAAAGCAUAUGGGUAAAAGACCUGAUAAAAAUGACAUGAUAGUAAAGGUUUUAGUCACGGAAACGAACGGUGAAAAAGCAUUAUACGUAGCAACUGGAAAUAUUUUAAUCACAGAAGCGAACGGUGAAAAAGCACUAUACGUAGCAACUGGAAAUGUAAGUUUUAUUCUCCCGAAUUAUCAGUUUGAUGGAAUAAUACUUGUCAUGAAAUUUGACCCAUCCUUCAAUAAAGCUACAAAGUUGCCUUUGAGCGACAUGACUACGAAAAUCAUUGAAUGCAGACGUAUAGGACCCGUUCCGGACCUCUCAGCAAUGGAAAAACUUCUCCAUCUACAAGAUUAA